AUUGUGGGAGCCAAGAAACAGUCGGCAAAUGAGUUGAAUCGAAUGAAGAUGGUGAAAAUAAUUGCGCUAUUUGCUGUGACUAUUGUUUCCUGGCAUGUAGUAACUGGCAACUUAGGCCCAUAUACAAGGGGUGGCGGUAAAGGAAGAGGUAACGGCAGAGUUGAUGAUCAUUCCUGCGAGGAAUCUGGUGGCCCAGGUCAUCCAGGAGGUCAUGGUGGUGGAGGCAGAGACAAAGAUAUUGACCAUUCUUGUGAGGAUUCAGGAAAACAAGGUCAUCAAGGAGGUCCAGGUAACAAAGGUAAAAAUGACGGUUAUUCCUGUGAGGAAUUAGAUGGCAGAGGUUAUCAAGGAGGAUAUGGUGGCGGAGGAAGAGACAAAGAUAUUGACCAUUCUUGUGAGGAUUCUGGACAACAAGACCAUAAAGGAGGUCCAGGUAGCAAAGGUGGAAAUGACGAUCAUUCCUGCGAGGAAUCUGGUGGCCCAGGUCAUCCAGGAGGUCAUGGUGGUGGAGGCAGAGACAAAGAUAUUGACCAUUCUUGUGAGGAUUCUGGACAAGAGGACCAUAAAGGAGGUCCAGGUAGCAAAGGUGGAAAUGAUGAUUAUUCCUGUGAGGAAUCUAGUGACCAGGGUCAAGGUGAUACAUACCGCAAUCGCGAGUGGUCUGGUUCAGGGUUGAAAAACGGAAUCAAAUUAGUGACGAAAUGGGUGACCAAAAUCCUUGGCGCAAGCUGCGAGGAAGAAGAAGGUGGCCAUGGUCAGCAAGGUAGUGAAGGUAAUGGAAGCGAGAGCUGUGAAAGCAACAGUGACAAUGAGAAUGAUGAUAGUCAAAGCAAUAGCAGCUGUGAAGAUGUAGGGAGUUACGAUCACACUUCGGUAUCAGCUAGUGAAUCUUGCUCAGAAUCUGGUAGCAGAAGUUCCAGAGAGAGCGGUUCCAGAUCAUACAGCGAAUCGGGAUCAGAAUCCGGUAGUGGAAGUUCCGAAGAGAGCGGUUCCAAAUCAUGCAGCGAAUCGGGAUCCGAAUCCAGUAGCAGAAGUUCUAGAGAGAGCGGUUCCAGAUCAUACAGCGAAUCCUACUCGAAAUCCGGUAGUGGAAGUUCCGGAGAGAGCGGUUCCAGAUCAUGCAGCGAAUCGGGAUCAGAAUCCGGUAGCAGAAGUUCUAGAGAGAGCGGUUCCAGAUCAUACAGCGAAUCCUACUCGAAAUCCGGUAGUGGAAGUUCCGGAGAGAGCGGUUCCAGAUCAUGCAGCGAAUCGGGAUCAGAAUCCGGUAGCAGAAGUUCUAGAGAGAGCGGUUCCAGAUCAUACAGCGAAUCCUACUCGAAAUCCGGUAGUGGAAGUUCCGGAGAGAGCGGUUCCAGAUCAUGCAGCGAAUCGGGAUCAGAAUCCGGUAGUGGAAGUUCCGAAGAGAGCGGUUCCAAAUCAUGCAGCGAAUCGGGAUCCGAAUCCGCUAGCAGAAGUUCCAGAGAGAGCGGUUCCAGAUCAUACAGCGAAUCCUACUCGAAAUCCGGUAGUGGAAGUUCCGGAGAGAGCGGUUCCAGAUCAUGCAGCGAACCGGGAUCAGAAUCCGGUAGCAGAAGUUCCAGAGAGAGCGGUUCCAGAUCAUACAGCGAAUCCUACUCGAAAUCCGGUAGUGGAAGUUCCGAAGAGAGCGGUUCCAGAUCAUGCAGCGAAUCGGGAUCAGAAUCCGGUAGUGGAAGUUCCAGAGAGAGCGGUUCCAGAUCAUACAGCGAAUCGUUCUCGAAAUCCGGUAGCAGAAGUUCCAGAGAGAGCGGUUCCAGAUCAUACAGCGAAUCGGGAUCAGAAUCCGGUAGCAGAAGUUCCAGAGAGAGCGGUUCCAGAUCAUACAGCGAAUCCUACUCGAAAUCCGGUAGUGGAAGUUCCGAAGAGAGCGGUUCCAGAUCAUGCAGCGAAUCGGGAUCAGAAUCCGGAAGCAGAAGUUCCAGAGAGAGCGGUUCCAGAUCAUACAGCGAAUCCUACUCGAAAUCCGGUAGUGGAAGUUCCGAAGAGAGCGGUUCCAGAUCAUGCAGCGAAUCGGGAUCAGAAUCCGGUAGUGGAAGUUCCAGAGAGAGCGGUUCCAGAUCAUACAGCGAAUCCUACUCGAAAUCCGGUAGUGGAAGUUCCGAAGAGAGCGGUUCCAGAUCAUGCAGCGAAUCGGGAUCAGAAUCCGGUAGUGGAAGUUCCAGAGAGAGCGGCUCCAGGUCAUACAGCGAAUCGUACUCGAAAUCCGGUAGUGGAAGUUCCGAAGAGAGCGGUUCCAAAUCAUGCAGUGAAUCGGGAUCAGAAUCCGGUAGCAGCAGUCAUCACAGGCACAGUUCUGGAUCAUCUACUGGGAAACAUUCAAACUCUGGUCACACUGAUUCCAAUAAGAGUCGUUCCGGAUCAUCUAGUGGAUCAACCUCGAGUUCAGGCGGCAAUAGUUCCAGUAAGAACAAGUCUGGGUCAUAUAGUGGAUCGAAAUCGAAUUCAGGCAGUCAUAAAUCAGGAUACUCAUUCACGAAGACCAUUGUCGACAAUAAAGAUCAGGAGCCACAGCUCGUUAGAUAUGAGUCCACAAUUGUCUCGUUCACAUUUUUCUCAAAUCUACAAUAUACGAAAAGCACAGUCCACCGACUAAAGGAACAAUCCAACAUCAUGGCUAAACUUAUUCUGCUGUUUGUAGUCGUCACCCUAUGUUGCCAUUUGGUAGCUGGGAAACCAAGUCCAGGAGGCUAUGACGAUGGUGGUCAUGGAUCAGGAAAAGGCAAACCCAAACCAUCAGGCGGUUCGUACUCAGGCGGUCAUGGUUCGGGAAGUGGCAGUUCUGGGUCAUCUAGUGGAUCGGGUUCAACUUCAGGCGGUGGCAGUUCCAGUAGUAGCGGAUCCGGAUCAUCUAAUGGAUCGGGUUCGAGUUCAGGCAGUAGCAGUUCAGACAAGAGCAGCUCUGGAUCGUCUAGUGGAUCGGGUUCGAGUUCAGGCAGCAGCAGUUCAGACAAGAGCAGCUCUGGAUCGUCUAGUGGAUCGGGUUCGAGUUCAGGCAGCAGCAGUUCAGACAAGAGCAGUUCCGGAUCGUCUAGUGGAUCGGGUUCGAGUUCAGGCAGCAGCAGUUCAGACAAGAGCAGCUCCGGAUCGUCUAGUGGAUCGGGUUCGAAUUCAGGCAGCAGCAGUUCAGACAAGAGCAGCUCAGGAUCGUCUAGUGGAUCGGGUUCGAGUUCAGGCAGCAGCAGUUCGCACAAGAGCGGAUCCGGAUCAUCUAGUGGAUCAGGUUCGAGUUCAGGCAGCGGCAGUUCGCACAAGAGCGGAUCCGGAUCAUCUAGUGGAUCAGGUUCGAGUUCAGGCAGCGGCAGUUCGCACAAGAGCAGCUCUGGAUCGUCUAGUGGAUCAGGUUCGAGUUCAGGCAGCAGCAGUUCAGACAAGAGCAGCUCUGGAUCGUCUAGUGGAUCAGGUUCGAGUUCAGGCAGCAGCAGUUCAGACAAGAGCAGCUCUGGAUCAUCUAGUGGGUCGGGGUCGAGUUCAGGUAGCAGCAGUUCAGACAAGAGCAGCUCUGGAUCGUCUAGUGGAUCGGGUUCGAGUUCAGGCAGCAGCAGUUCAGACAAGAGCAGCUCUGGAUCAUCCAAUGGAUCGGGGUCGAGUUCCGGCAGCAGCAGUUCAGAUAACAGCGGCUCUGGUUCGUCUAGUGGAGCGCACUCGCAUUCAGGUGAUGGUCAUUCGGGCAAGGGUGGUUCCGGAUCAGGUCAUGGAGGAAAGGGACAUAAAGAUCCUUGCGACGACGUACAUACAUACUAGACAACCGCAUGUAUG
Athalia rosae (coleseed sawfly) is the source of this 3774-nucleotide messenger RNA. Its product is annotated as hornerin-like. The coding region runs from base 43 to 3759 and encodes 1238 amino acids. Lineage: Eukaryota; Metazoa; Arthropoda; Insecta; Hymenoptera; Athaliidae. The record is from RefSeq and is a predicted model, not a curated record. The transcript is spliced from 3 exons.